AUGGUCAUAGUGAAGGGGAUUAUGAUGAUCACAUGGUUAUUAUUGGUCUCACUGUUCUUCAAGAGCACACAAGAAAAUGGUGAGUGUGGUGCCUUGCAUUGUGGACCUCAGAAUCUGAUGCUUAACAGCUCUGGCCAGAUGAUCCUGUUAACAUGGGAAGACAUGCCUUCAUGCUCUGCAGUAGAGGAUGUGCUGAUUUAUGAGCUGGUGGUUCUCAUAGCAGACAAGCAAGUACAUUAUGAUGAAGUUGCUGUGAGGCCUGACCAGAUAGAAUCUACUCACUCCUGGAACUGGACGUCCUAUUUGGCAUUGGACUGCGCUUCCCAUUCAGUCAGGCUAAGUUCCCGUUACAAAAACCAUACAAGCCCAUGGAAACAAGAACGGACUCUUCCUGGGUUGGAAACCCCAGAAAUGCCAGAGGUUUUUCCAAAGGACAGAGAGUUCAAGGUUGGCAGUACAGUCACCUUCUGCUGUGUUCUGCCUACAAAGGAAGUUUUUAACAAAAUGCAUCUGACUGGGUAUAGUAGCGAUAAUAUGAACGCUAUUAAGAUUGGCAAUCAGAUAUAUGCCUUGACCGUCACCCUGAACCAGGCAUCAAAAGACAGUUGCACUGAUGUUAAAUGUGAAACAAAUACAAAUGAAAAUGGGGCUUGUGCCUACAUUGGCUACCCACCAGAUCUAAGUGAAUUUCAGUGUGAAACCCAAGAUCUGGAAUCGGUCAUAUGUCUAUGGACAGUAGGAAGAGACACAGACCUACCUAUCAAGAGUCCAACAGUUUAUCAGCUGCUUGGAAGUCCAUGUGCAAAGGGUCCAAAGGGGAGAUGCUCUCAAAAAGUGCAAGUAGAUGUUGGUUGUAGAAACUGGACUUUAACAGCGCAUAAUAAGUUUGGGGAGAUGGAGCUUUCAGACACUGCAGACCUGACUAAAAGAGUGCACAUGUUCCCUCCAAAACAAGUGACUGCUUCAACUUUGAAUGCCAGAAAUGUCAGCCUGGAGUGGGGAUGGACGGUGCCACAGUACAAUAAUCUCAACAUAACAUGCCAAAUAAAUAUUAGCAAUGGUGAAAAUACCAUAGUUGAAAACAUUGGAGUUGGUAUUACGUUUUCAGUUUUGAAUGACUUGAUACCAAAUUGGACAUAUAAUGUGACUGUACGAUGUGGAACAACGCAACAUUUCUGGAAAUGGAGUGACUGGAGCACAAGUGUCAACUUUCAAACAAAGGGUGAUGUUCCAGAUGCUCUUGAUGUGUGGAUGCAGAUGAAGGAAAAACUAAUUAUAAUCAUCUGGAAAAUACCAUUCGCCAACCAGAGUCAUGGACACAUCAGAGACUAUGAAGUGGCCUGGACAAAGACCGCAGAAAGAGAACAACAAAAUAGAGCCAAAGUGACUCCCAACAACAACAGUCUUGCUCUGAGUCUGGACACCUCUGAAGAGUAUAUGGUCACAGUUACAGCAAGGAAUAUAAACGGCAGCUCAUUCCCAUCAACCAUCACCAUCCCAAGCCUCAACCCAGACAUAAAUAGAGUGAACACUUCUUGGUUCAUUGGCAGCGUUGGUGGCUUCAACCUUUCCUGGUCUGCCAGUCCCAAAGCCAGCUGUGGCUACAUAGUCGACUGGUGUCCUACCCUAGGACAAUGCAUUGUGGAGUGGAAGAAAGUGCAUCCCAAUGAGACUCAAACCAGUAUAUUUUCAAAAAACUUCAAAGAAGGACUGCGAUACUCAUUGUCAGUAUAUACCUGCACCCAGGGACCUCCAGUGCUACAAGAGAGAAGAGAGGGAUAUGUCAGCGAGAAAAGAAUACAAGACGGCCUGUUUAAAUCGUUGAAGGGGAAACAGCACAAUUCAGAUUUUGAAGUAUCCUGGGACCCUAUAUCUCUAAGAGAGCAGACUGCUUUUAUCCAUGGCUAUGUCCUGUAUUGUUUGGACAAUAACAAUGUAAUCAUCAAUUUCAGCACAGACGAUCCUGAAGCCACGAGCCUGACGGCAAGAAACCUUAAAAUCAGUUCCUACACAUUCACAGUGAAGGCACUGACAUCAGUUGGAGAAUGUGGUGCAGCACUUAUUACUGUUACCUUGAAUUCACUGACUGAUUACUUGAUCAAGGCAGUCUUCAUUUCCCUGGCCAUUGUUUUUGGUCUCCUUUCCCUCAUUACUACCCUUUGCUACAGACACUGGACAAGUAUCAAACAGAGGGUCUAUCCUCCAAUCCCAAAGCCAGUGCUGAUGUCCCCGGGUGGUCAUAGAUGUCUUCCUCUUCACAUGGAACAGUGUCAUCACAGUGAAGCAGAUUUUGUGGAUGUUCUGGAGCUGCAUUGUAGUGCAGGAGGACCAAUGAACGAAUAUGCCAGCCCGGAGAACAUGCCAUUUGUUUUCGCACAAACUCCAAAGGUUUACCAAAUCCAGCGCCUGAAAAAGUGCACCCCUCAACGCCUCACUUUACUCACUACAGCCAUUCCAUCUCAGUCAAGGUUACAAUCUUCGUCAUUCAGAAGUGUAUUAUCUAACUCGUCAUACAACCUGAUAAUUCAGCCUGGGGAUACGGAGUCCAACUCAGGUCCUGAGCUUCAGGAAGGAUCAUCCUUAGAGAGAUGCUGCGGUGGAUUCCAGCCUCAGAUUCACACAGAAAUAUUCACUGAAAACCAGAGAGAAGAGGAUGCAGAGAGCCCUAUGUCCUGUGUCUCUACUUACAUUUGGUUUGACAGUCAACGUCCAGACAGCUGCUGCAUGCAGAGCCUGUAAGGAAUGUUAUGAGUAGGGUAGCAAUAAAAAAAAAAUGUAACAUGAAUUUAGUGAAACAUUUUACAAGGUUAUUUUUAGCAUAGUUUUGACAUUUAACCAAGCGCUAUCAUCAGGUCAAAAUUUUAAUUUGUCCAAUACUUUUUAUAUAAGUUCUGAGUGCCUUCCUGUUCACAAAACAGAAUAUGAAACUUGAUUUUUAAAUUUCAUUCGGAGCUCUAUUAUCUUACACAUUCAAAACAUUUAAGCAUAUUGAAAUUUCCAUACAAUUCAACACAAUUGUUAACACACAUAUCAAGUACAUACACUCACUCACACACACCCACACAUUCAUGAGGUCGACAUUCAACUUCUAAAUCAACAUUUAAAUGCGGCGCAUGCUCUUUUUUUACAUGUCAUAGCGCUGUUAAAUCCAAAUUUAUUUGAAAAAGAUUGAUACGAACAUUUUGGGAAAUUAUACAUCAUUUCCCAAAAUGUCGGUUUCUUACCUAAACCUAGCUUUAUGUUCUUAUCUUAAGCCAAACCAUGAUGUUUUUCCUAAACCUAAUAAAGUUGUUUUGUAGCCUCAACCUAACUUUUGUUUCUGAAGCAUAUUGUUGUUCCGACUGACAGAAAAAGAAAAGAUAAACCAAAAGAUACAAUUUUGUGACUAUUUCACAAACUGCUGUGAGACUGUGUUAGCCCUUCAGAUGUUAGUAGACUGUUGGAGUUACUUCUCUAAGCAAUCUACAUGUUAAGUAUCUAAAAGAAAAACACGUUCUCUUAUCAUCCACUAUGACGUCGGAGGGUUUACAUUGGAGAUAGUUGACAGCCCUGUCUUGCAUACAGCCGCUAAAGGGGGCCUUCAUUGUGACAAUUUGAUGUUCUUUGUAUUCAUUUUAAUAUUUGGUUAGGGGUGCCAGCCAGGUCUUUUUCCUGGAAUUUAAGAUUGGUCAGUCACAUUUUCUUUUUUGAGUUUGAGUCAAACCUUACAAAAGGAAUGCACACAAAUCGAAAUAUGCACCCUAAACAUUAAAUAACCAUAAUAACCAACCAGAAGAACAAAAACAGAACCAUAAUAGUCAUAUCUUUAAGACUUCACAAAAAAACAUAUUCCACAAUUCAUAAACAAUUUUCCAACUCAAAAUUCCACUAUGGUUUUCCGUUACACUUUUGUUUAGAUUUCUGUCCAAGUAAAUUCGGACAAAAAUAAGGUUUUCCUUGUUAAAAAGCAGAGUACAAUUGUGUUCUCAAAAUAAAAAAUAACUCACAGAAUAGGUCAGUCAGUCUGUAAAUCCAGUCUGGGUUUUACUGCUGGUUUUGGGAUGAACGUCUGGCUUCCCUAUACAGCGGAGUAGAGUAUAUAUUGAGCGAUACAGAAAAAUUAAGUUGAGUUUGAUUGUCAGUGGCGGAUCUAUAAACAGAUUGGAAGGGAUUAAACAACCUUACUUUGUUUUUACUACUUGUAUGAGUGUGCUGCUCUGACAAAUCACGCUCCUGCUCUCUUUUCUCCUCUUUUGAAUUAAACUUAAUUAAAGAUAAGGGAAACAAAAUUGAAUGGUGGUGCGAGUUGGGAAUGAAUCAGUUAGUAGAUAGGUGUUUUUGGGGGGUGUACACACGUGAUGGCGCAAUAGGGAGUCAAUUUAGGACUGGCAGACCGUGGGGCUAGCUAUACACUGGCAGAA
This is a messenger RNA of Anoplopoma fimbria (sablefish), 4400 nucleotides long. Its product is annotated as leukemia inhibitory factor receptor-like. NCBI's taxonomy places the organism in Eukaryota, Metazoa, Chordata, Actinopteri, Perciformes, Anoplopomatidae. Gene Ontology annotation, molecular function: cytokine receptor activity; protein binding. The record is from RefSeq and is a predicted model, not a curated record. Gene Ontology annotation, cellular component: membrane. Bases 1 to 2739 code for a protein of 912 amino acids. The transcript has 17 exons.